GUAAAAUUGCACACACAGCCUCGCUGUUGGCUGUGGUAACAUUUCAGUCAGAGGGAAGACUCUGAAGGGGACAGUUUGUCUUGGUAAAAGCCUGGGAGUAGAUCCAGUAUGGCUGUGACUGGGGAUGAGACAGAAACAGGCACCUCAGGUGACAUGCCUGCCUGCCAGCUGCAUAACGCCAGCUCCAGCCUUCCACAGGAGGAGGCAGAGACCAGCACUCACAGCUCCCUGAAACACGCAGAGACAAUAGAAAAGAGGGAGCUCCGCUUGAUGAAGAACAGGGAAGCUGCCCGAGAGUGUCGACGAAAGAAGAAGGAAUAUGUCAGAUGCCUUGAAAAUCGCGUGGCCGUGCUCGAAAACCGAAACAAGACUCUGAUUGAGGAGCUCAGAUCCUUAAAAGACAUCCACAGACACAAAGUCGAGUAAUUCCUCUGAUUGCACACGCUGUGUUGGUCUGCUUCUGUGGGGUGUCUUGAGGACUACGGUCUUGCUUAAACAGACACAUAAACACACACUCACACAAAACACUCCUUGUGCUUGCAGUAAAAUGUGUUUACACAAUGAUGUCAGCGUUUCUGGCUCUGAAGUAUCCAAUGUGCCACCACCAGCAAAAACAAGAACCUAGUUUCAGGUCAGGGUAUCAGUGAGUAUUACAAGGAACUUGUGUCCCUUUGAACAGAGCUGCUGCCAGACGAUGCAGGGUCAGAGUGAACAAAUACGUGGAUCAAAUGAAGACUCGCAUUGCCGCACUGGAGGCAGGGAAUCCCUGGCUGAUGGCCGCGCUGCAGCACGGGAAGAAGCCACUGUUUUAACUUCAUUGCAUUUUGCAUUCCUUUAUGAUCCAUUUUAUAAUUUGGCUCUAUUAAAACACUGUAUCAGCUGACA
Molecule: messenger RNA, 885 nt
Organism: Epinephelus moara (kelp grouper)
Lineage: Eukaryota; Metazoa; Chordata; Actinopteri; Perciformes; Serranidae
Product: cAMP-responsive element modulator-like
Exons: 3
Coding region: 109-426 (105 amino acids)
Biological process (GO): regulation of transcription by RNA polymerase II
Cellular component (GO): transcription regulator complex; nucleus
Molecular function (GO): DNA-binding transcription factor activity, RNA polymerase II-specific; RNA polymerase II cis-regulatory region sequence-specific DNA binding
Source: RefSeq, a predicted model, not a curated record